CGUAGGGCGGUGUACUUCCUGGUUUCUGCGUGUUGUGUGUUGUCGUUAAACCAUAGGGUUGAGCUAUACAGUAAUUUGUCUCAAGGGAUGGUUAGUUUCUUUUUGAGACGAAACUGGAUCGGCCGGAUUCGUCUAGUGCUCACUGUCUUUGGAUUCCCUUACACCGUGUGCACCUUCGCAAUAAGGCCUGCCAUUUCCUGCUCACAUUCUCAUCCUUUCAGAGCCAGUAAAACAGUCAGACCCAUUGCUUCCAGUUGCUGCAACCCUUACAUGACCAGUGUCUGGACAAUGCUAUCCUCAGCAGCGCCUCAUGUAAAGUCCAGAUGUCCACAGUAUCCAGGAUCCAGUAUUAAGCGCUUCCCAGUGCCUGAUGACAAGCUGGACUGGAAUCAAGAUUGGCCACAGUAUGAUCCAGUCAGCUACACCGCCCCUAUACUACUGAAUAAACCAACAUGGGCAGAUCCUGAUAUUGGCUUGUUCUCUCCACAGUUCAACACUGUGGAUGGUGCUGUGGACAGGACAAGCUUUGAAGGCAGCUACAAAGUGGAAGAUGGAAAGCCACUAAACCCUCAUGGACGCACAGGGUUGAUUGGUAGAGGUUUGCUUGGGCGAUGGGGGCCCAAUCACGCAGCAGAUCCAAUUGUGACCAGAUGGAAAGUAGAUGAGAAAGGAGCGAAGAUCCAUCACUCAGUGUCCCAACGGCCUAUUCUGCAGUUUGUGUCCAUCAAGAGGAAAGACUGUGGGGAGUGGGCCAUCCCUGGGGGGAUGGUAGAUCCAGGGGAGCAGGUUUCUCUCACGCUGCAGCGGGAGUUCUCGGAAGAAGCUUUAAACUCGCUUUCACUCCAGCCGUCAGAGAGAGCAGAACUCUAUGAGCGCAUCACCAAACUCUUCGAUUCACCACAAUUUCAGGUCUAUAAAGGCUAUGUGGAUGAUCCUAGAAACACUGACAAUGCUUGGAUGGAGACAGUUGCUGUUAAUUUCCAUGAUGGCUCAGGAGACAGUGUGAGUGAGCUACCGCUGCAAGCUGGAGAUGAUGCAGGACAAGUCCAGUGGGUUGACGUUGACUCAUCUUUUGCCCUCUAUGCAAGUCAUUCCCAUUUCCUGGAGCUGGUUGCCAGGGAGAGGAAAGCCCACUGGUAACCCAGGAUGAAAGACUGUUCCGACACCACAGUGAAGGAAACACUAUUGCUCUUAGUCUGCUGAGGGUGCUUGGGCUUUGAAAGUGCAUGACUUCUAAUCCUACAUGAAUCUUUGCUCACUAAUUUAAACAUAAUAAUGACAGUUAGAUUAUUGAAAGUCUAAUAUGCAUUGUAGCGAAAAUUACUACAAUUUAUGAAUAUGAAUUUUAACAUUUAAUACCUUGUAACGUCAUUUAAAGGAGAACACACUUUCUAAUAAUAAACAAUUCAUUUAUUCAGUCUC
This is a messenger RNA of Monopterus albus (swamp eel), 1422 nucleotides long. RefSeq names its product nudix (nucleoside diphosphate linked moiety X)-type motif 9 (gene nudt9). The record is from RefSeq and is a predicted model, not a curated record. Gene Ontology annotation, molecular function: ADP-ribose diphosphatase activity. NCBI's taxonomy places the organism in Eukaryota, Metazoa, Chordata, Actinopteri, Synbranchiformes, Synbranchidae. Bases 88 to 1140 code for a protein of 350 amino acids. The transcript is spliced from 8 exons.